This is a messenger RNA of Dermatophagoides pteronyssinus (European house dust mite), 727 nucleotides long. Its product is annotated as putative RNA-binding protein 46. Gene Ontology annotation, molecular function: RNA binding. Lineage: Eukaryota; Metazoa; Arthropoda; Arachnida; Sarcoptiformes; Pyroglyphidae. The record is from RefSeq and is a predicted model, not a curated record.
UUCAUCGCCAUCAUCAUCAUCAUCAUCAUCAUUAUCUGAAUCAUCAUUGAUGAAUAGAGUAAUUAUUGAUUCAAUUCGUAAUGGUACACAUCCAUUGUAUCAAUUGGUUAUUGAAAAUGGUCAACGUAUUAUUCGUCCAAUUAAUGAUGAUUUUCGUAUAAAUCCCUAUUAUGAUGAUGUUCGUAAACAUGAAAUUUAUUUAAGUAAUUUACCACAAAAUUCAUAUGAAGAUGAAUUAUUACCAUUCCUAAUGCAAGCUGGUCCUAUUUAUCAAUUACGUAUUAUUAUGACAUUAUCUGGUGCUACUAAAGGAAAAGCAUAUGCUAUUUUUGCUGAUAUUGAAUCAUCAUUACGUGCUGUACAAAUAUUGAAUGGUCAAUGUAUACGUUCAUCAUAUUCAUUACCUGUACAGGUUGAAUUUUCAGUAAAUAAUAAUCGUUUACGUGUUCGUGGUAUACCUAAUUCGAUAAAAUCAUCUGAACAAUUACAACAACGUUUAUGUUUAAUUGGUAUUGAAGAUAUUCGUUUAUUUCCAGCAAAAAAUCUUGAUACAAUUAUCGUUAAUGGUAGUAGUGUUGAUGAUUGUGGACAAGAAGCAAUAAUUGUUUUUCAUGAACAUUCACAAGCUGCAAGUACUAGACGUGUAUUCAUUUCAGGAUCAAUCGAAAUUGAUGGUCAUAAAUUGACAGCUAAUUGGGAUAUACCCGAUAAAAGUAUAUUGCAAUAA